AUGGAAACGUGUACAUUAUUAGAGGGAUUGUUAAUGUCCUUCCUCUUUAUAACUACAACGGGAGCUCAAGUAUUCAAUCCCGGCGAUACCUUUGCAAAUUGUAUCAAACCAAAUCCUACUGCUAUUUGCAAAUCAACGUUGCCAUUUCGGUCAGUUGAUGGAAGCUGUAACAAUCUUGCCAGGCCAACAGAGGGAGCAAGAAACACAGCAUUGGCUCGACUUCUACCUGCUGAUUACGUGGAUGCAGACAAUCUUGACACACCUCGUGGAUUUCCUGGAACAUUACCACGUGUUCCUACAGCGCAUGAAGUUUCGCGAGCAGUGUUUAGCGUUCAAACCGAAAACACACAAAGAUCAACGUUGUCAACAAUGUUUAUGGCAUUUGGACAAUUUCUCGAUCAUGAUUUUGGAUACACAAGUCAUCCUCCUUGCGAUGUAUCUGCAGGAUGCGGGUCUAUAAAAUCCUUUACUUACCCAUGUUUUCCACUCCUAAUCCGAUCGAAUAGAGACAACUGUACAUCCCUAGCAAGAUCAGUUCCUGUGUGUCAACCCACAACUCAACGACGAACCGCGAGAGAACAACUAAACAUCAUAUCUUCUUAUGUCGACUUGUCCCAGGUGUACAGCAACGAUGUAAUUGUUCACAAACAAUUGAGAGCAUUGGAUGGUACUGGGUUGUUAAGAGUCACUUCAUCAAAUUUGCUACCGAUAAGGCUCUUGGCAACAGAUCCGCAAUGUGGAAAUCCAGGCGGAUGUUCAUUGGUUGGUGAUGACAGAGGAGAUGAGAACAUUGUGUUAAACACCUUGCAUACCAUAUUUGUUCGAUAUCACAACCACAUAGCCAAACAAUUAAGAACAUUGACUGGAUCUACGAGUGAAACCUUCCUUUUCGAAACAGCCAGAAAAAUAAAUAUUGCCAUUUAUCAACGUAUUGUUUACAACGAGUUUCUUCCCCCUCUUGUUGAUUUAGAUUUAUACAAAGGUUACAAUUCGUUAGUCGAUGCUAGUAUAACUAACGUAUUUGCAACAGCGGCCUUUAGAUUUGGUCACAGUUUAGUUCCAAACUCCUGGGCACAACUCGACAAAAACUUUAAUCAGGCUUUCAACGAUAUCUCUCUCAGAGCGUCCUUCCAAAACACUCGUUCAAUUCGCCGCCGAGGCAUUGAGCCAACUGCAUUUGGUUUAUUGGCGAAUCGAUCACAAGGAGUUGAUACAAGCUUUGCUUUCGGGAUAGCCCGCAGGCUGCUUGUCCCCCCUGGUGAAAGAAGACUUGAAGAUUUGACAGCUUUAAACAUCCAGCGAGGACGAGAUCAUGGUUUAGGGACAUACGGAGCUUGGAGACGAAGAUGUAGAUUGCCGGCUAUCAGUACCUUCAAAGAUCUGGUCGGAAUAAUGUCUGAUUUAACAAUUAAGAACUUCGAGACAGUGUACAGCAAUCCGAAUGACAUUGACAUAUUCGCGGCGGGUAUUGCAGAAAGAGGCACCAACAAGAAAAUGCUUGGCCCAACCUUCCAAUGUAUCCUGAAAAUCCAAUUUGAGCGGUUUCGAGAUGGUGAUCGAUUUUGGUAUGAAAAUCCUGAUGUUUUUACUCCAGAUCAGGUGAUUGAAGUAAAUAAAAUGACAUUGUCAAAGGUAUUAUGCAACACGUUGAAAGGUAUUGUUUCAAUCCAAGAAAAAUCUUUACUUGCUGUUACUUCUACCACGAUACGAAGAGAAUGUGGUGGUAUUGCGGACAUUGAUUUAAAGAAGUGGCUCAGCAACUAA
Hydractinia symbiolongicarpus is the source of this 1764-nucleotide messenger RNA. Its product is annotated as lactoperoxidase-like. Gene Ontology annotation, biological process: response to oxidative stress. The record is from RefSeq and is a predicted model, not a curated record. Gene Ontology annotation, molecular function: heme binding; peroxidase activity. NCBI's taxonomy places the organism in Eukaryota, Metazoa, Cnidaria, Hydrozoa, Anthoathecata, Hydractiniidae. The transcript has 5 exons. The coding region runs from base 1 to 1764 and encodes 587 amino acids.